Messenger RNA from Myxozyma melibiosi, 1754 nucleotides. RefSeq names its product dihydrolipoyl dehydrogenase. The record is from RefSeq and is a predicted model, not a curated record. The transcript is spliced from 4 exons. The coding region runs from base 95 to 1633 and encodes 512 amino acids. NCBI's taxonomy places the organism in Eukaryota, Fungi, Ascomycota, Lipomycetes, Lipomycetales, Lipomycetaceae. Gene Ontology annotation, molecular function: flavin adenine dinucleotide binding; dihydrolipoyl dehydrogenase (NADH) activity. Gene Ontology annotation, cellular component: oxoglutarate dehydrogenase complex; mitochondrion.
UUCCUCUCAUAGCCCGUGUCCUGAUAUCAAGAGCAACUUUUUGAUAUUCUCCGUGCAGGUUUACUCCUAAACAACACACAUUUUCUAUUCCACAAUGCUGAAAACUUUUGCUGGAUCGUCAAAGGCGUCGAUGCGCGUGGCCCACAGCAACGGCGUGCGCGCUGCUGUUCUUUACCGGCAGACGGUUCUUGCCGGCCAGUUCCGCAGAGGAAUGGCCACCGAGUCCGAGGAGCUUGAUCUCGUCGUCAUCGGCGCUGGUCCUGGCGGAUACGUGGCUGCGAUCAAGGCCGCCCAGCUUGGUCUGAAGACUGCCUGCAUUGACAAGCGCGGACCUCCCGGCGGUACCUGCCUCAACGUCGGAUGCAUUCCUUCCAAGGCUCUCCUCAACAACUCACACCUCUACCACGAGAUUCUGCACGAUACCAAGAAGCGUGGGAUUGAGGUCGGCGACGUCAAGCUCAACUUUGAGCAGUUCAUGAAGGCCAAGGAUGACGCCGUCACCGGCCUCACCCGCGGUAUCGAGACUCUCUUCAAGCAGAACAAGGUCGACUACUACAAGGGCACCGGCAAGUUUCUCAACGCGCACGAGAUCGAGGUGACCGGCAACGAGGGCGAGCGCUCGGGAGUGCUCAAGGCCAAGAACAUCAUUAUCGCUACCGGAUCCGAGGCCACGCCGUUCCCCGGCGUCACGAUCGACGAGAAGAAGAUCGUGACGUCGACCGGUGCGAUUGCGCUCGAGAAGGUGCCGGAGAAGAUGGUCAUCAUCGGCGGUGGUAUCAUCGGACUCGAGCUCGGCUCGGUCUGGAGCCGGCUGGGAUCGCAGGUGACGGUUGUCGAGUACAUGAACGCGAUCGGCGGCGCGGGCAUGGACGCCGAGUUCUCAAAGAACAUCCAGCGCUCGCUCGCCAAGCAGGGCCUCAAGUUCAAGCUCGGAACCAAAGUGCUCGCGGCCGAUCCCUCCGGCGACGGCGUGGCGGUCAAGGUCGAGUCGGCCAAGGGCGGCAAGGAGGAGACGCUUGACGCGGACGUUGUCUUGGUGGCUAUCGGCCGCCGGCCAUAUACCGAGGGCCUCGGACUCGAGAACGUCGAGCUCGACGUCGACGAGCGGGGGCGUGUUGUCAUUGACCAGGAGUACCGCACCAAGUACCCGCACAUCCGCGUGAUUGGCGACGUCACCUUCGGCGUCAUGCUCGCGCACAAGGCCGAGGAGGAAGGUAUCGCGGCGGUCGAGUACAUCAAGAACGGCCACGGCCACGUCAACUACGGCGUCAUCCCGUCGGUGAUGUACACCCACCCGGAGGUCGCCUGGGUCGGCAUGACCGAGGAGCAGGUGAAGGAGAAGGGCAUCGCCUACAACGUCGGCAAGUUCCCGUUCGCCGCCAACUCGCGCGCAAAGACCAACCUCGACACCGAGGGCUGGGUGAAGUUCAUCUCCGACAAGGAGACCGACCGCAUCCUCGGCAUCCACAUCAUGGGCCCCAACGCGGGCGAGAUGAUUGCCGAGGGCGCGCUCGCGAUCGAGUACGGCGCGAGCUCGGAGGACAUUGCGCGUACCUGCCACGCGCACCCUACGCUCUCGGAGGCGUUCAAGGAGGCCGCGAUGGCGACCUACGGCAAGGCCAUCCACUUUUAAACAGGUUGAUUGAAGAGAGUUGUUUUUAAUUUCACAUUUUCUUAUUUUAUUUUACUUUUUGUGAAAAGAGGGGGGCGGUCUAGAUAUAUUCUACGAAAAUUAAAGCUUUAUACGUAAGAAU